Molecule: messenger RNA, 4333 nt
Organism: Pseudophryne corroboree (corroboree frog)
Lineage: Eukaryota; Metazoa; Chordata; Amphibia; Anura; Myobatrachidae
Gene: C4H1orf115
Product: chromosome 4 C1orf115 homolog
Exons: 3
Coding region: 1-969 (322 amino acids)
Source: RefSeq, a predicted model, not a curated record
AUGUCCAGGGACUCUGUGUCUUAUGCUGUGGAGGAUAUUUCUUCCCCAGAGGAAUCCAUUCCAUGGGGGAAAUUUACUAAGCAAAGUCCAUUAAUUGUUACUUGUGUCACAUUCACCUGCACAGGGGCAGAAAGACUGACACCUGGCCUACAUAGGGCAGGGGCAGCAGGUCUCAGGCAGGGGUACCUGGCAGAAUGGGGCGCAACAAAACUAGGGGCAGGAGAAACAAAUACAGAAAGCUGCACCCCGAGAAGGAGGAGGAGAAAGAGGGCAGCUGCCAGCCGGAGCCCCGGGGAUCUGCAGAGAAAAGGAGCCCUGAGAAGGUGCAGGAGAGAGGGGGCAGCUGCCAGCCAGAGCCCCGGGGAUCUGCAGAGAAGAGGAGCCCUGAGAAGGUGCAGGAGAGAGGGGGCAACUGCCAGCUGGAGCCCCGGGGAUCUGCAGAGAAGAGGAGCCCUGAGAAGGUGCAGGAGAGAGGGGGGCAGCUGCCAGCCGGAGCCCCGGGGAUCUGCAGAGAAGAGGAGCCAUGAGAAGGUGCAGGAGAGAGGGGGCAGCUGCCAGCCGGAGCCCCGGGGAUCUGCAGAGAAGAGGAGCCCUGAGAAGGUGCAGGAGAGAGGUGGCAGCUGCCAGCCGGAGCCCCGGGGAUCUGCAGAGAAGAGGAGCCCUGAGAAGGUGCAGGAGAGAGGGGGCAGCUGCCAGCCGGAGCCCCGGGGAUCUGCAGAGAAGAGGAGCCGUAAGAAGGUGCACCUGUGUCCGCUACCAGACAGGUAUGAGCCCCUGGAGGAGGAGGUGGAGAGUAAGGAGGACAAGCAGUACAAGAGGAAGCAGAAAGUCAGGAAAUAUGCCAAGAAUGUCGGUAAAGUGGUUAGAACUGGCUGCCGCUACCUGCUGAUUGGAUUUCAAGGGCUGGCGAAUGCUUACAUUGCUCCAUUUGGCGCCUCUUCAGUAGUCCUAUCAUCAAUGUCCCGCUAAUUAAAGCUAAGAAAACAUGUCCCAACAUUUCAAACCCCAAAAUAAUAGAAAAAAUAGACAUUUGCCAAACAAUGGAGUCCUCUUGUGUCAGCGCUGGACAGUACAUGCUGGUGGUUUACAAUGAAUGAGCGCUAUUGGCUAAAAAUGUGCCAGCUGACUUUUGACUUAAUGAAUGCACCAUUGGUUCAUACACCUAACUUCAAACAAGCCUGGAGCUCUGAGACCGUGCGCUAACAUCACUUUACUCAUUAUCUGACCGUAAGGUUGCAGCAAAUACAAAGGGGGCACAUUAUUAUUCCACAUAGUUCUACAAAAGAUGCAUUAUAGCUGUUUUACUUAGGUUUGCACAGUUAAUACUCAGGGUAUUAUAUAACCAUAUUCACCAAAGACGCACUGCUGGCUACAAAGGAUAGUAUGACGUUUGCUGACUAUGACACAAAUAUUGAUGUUAGCUAGAUGUGUGCGAAUGUGACAGCUGCUAAGAUAUGAUUGGUGGUUUUUGUGACAUAUACUUUCUACGACACAACCCACAGUAUAUCUCUGCGCAAUUACUCCAUUCUGCAUUCCCAGUUCCCUCACCCCGUCCCAAAGCCCUGUAUCCCCUCACCAAGCCGCUCUUACCCAGUAUCCAGACAGCAGGAACCACACAGCCCUCACACCCCACCAGAAGAGGCCGGCGCAAUCCUGGUCAGCGGAGCUGAUGCCAUGUCCCAUAACUACUGCAAUAGAGCUGGACCCGUAAAAACGAGUGCAGUCACUGUGUGAAAGGAUCCGGUCACUGAGGCUGCGCCCACACCGCCUACAACUUGUUGCCCUAUUUGGACAAGAUGGCUCACAUCCCUGCAGGGCACAAAGUGGCAUAUCCUAGGGGCCCCUCUGAUCCUUGGGGCCCGGUACAGGUGUCCCCUUUGACCUCCCCUGUCGCCGGCCCUGAAUAUACUGUAGGUGCAUUACAAUUGGAAAAGUGUUGUGUGAGGCAACUUGUAUCUAAUUCAAUUGUCCAAUGUGAGUUCAGAUUUGUUGUUGUCACAGUCAGAAGUAGAAAAUGUAAUUUGUGAAACCUCAUAGCAGAACAUGAGCCAGGCCUGGGAGAUGCCACUCUGCCCUCUUCUCCAGGUCCGCUCUGUAGACUAGGCAUCUCCAGACCAUGCUCCAGAACCAUCUGUAACAGUGGUUAUUGACGGGGGGGGGGGGUCAAACCUCAGAGAGAGAGAGAGAUAAAGUACUAACCAAUCAGCUCAUGUCAUUUUACAGGCUCUCGAGAGUAUUUAUCAAAGCUUGGAGAGAGAUAAUGUACCAAUCAAUUGGCUCCUGUCACUUUACGGGUUAUGUUUGAACAUUGACUGGUUAGUCCUUUCUCUCUCCAAGCCUUGAUACAUCUCUCCCCAGUGUAUUUGUGUUCGUUUACAAAGGAUAAUGGGUCACGCACUUGAUAAUUACCCAGCAUUGGGAAUUCUUUGCUAUAUUCCCCAGCUAGGGCAUUUACAUUUUACAGUUGUAGCACCCAUCUCUGUGUUUUAAUGGUUAAGUGGACACGGUGAAGGCAGCAUUUUGUGGGUUAAUAAAUUACUAACGUGAACUAAUAGGCUGAAUACUUUUUCAGUCAACAAAAUGAUUUUAGGUGAUGGAUGCCCUGAAAGGGAAGAAUCAGAAGGAAUUUGCAUGUAGAAGAAGGAUAGGGGUAAGUUUGUAUAAUAGGAGAAGAUAAGGUGAACGUCUUUUGCUGGGUGUUAAAUAAGAAGGACACAGAAUGUAGUUUGGUAUUUAAAGGGGACAUCAACACGGCCUUAUAUACUAAGAUAUGCUAAUUUUUCAAGUGAAAUCUUAUUUUUGUUGGGAAUCUGGAUAAGACAUAAAAUGAAGUACAAUUGUCUAUAGUACUGACUGGUCUUUUUACUAAAUAGAUUAAAAUAAAUAAAUAAAAAAAUCUCCAGCUUCUGAUUAUGUUGUCAGAUUGAGCUGCAUGUACAGCCAACAGUGGGGGUCAUUAAAGACCCCUAGGAGCAUGCAUCGCUCAUAGCAUACACACUGGGCGAUAUUAUAAACGAUAUAACUCAGGAGGGUGAAAAUGAGCCUAGUGUGUAUGCACCUUUAGUAAAUGAAUCUGUAAUAGAAUAGGCUAGGAGGUGAAAAGAAGAUUCCCUGUGGUGGGCACACUCGGACUACAAUACUUUCUUAGAGUGUGCCCACCACAGGGAAUCUUCUUCUUUUCUUUUCACCUCCUGUACUUACAUUUUUCCUUGGAGCACCUCCCAAUAUGUAAAAGGUACAUACCUGUACUAUUGAAUAAAAGGGAAAGGACAUAAACUAUACAUGGAAAAGAUUAAAUUAAAAUAGGUGUCUGUGCGACCCUUCACCUAUCAUAGAAUAGGCUAGACCAGGUCAGCGGUGCACAGGAUUUAGGGAUUUAACCUUUCCAAACAAUCACAGUGUGCAGGCCUAUCUAUCUGCUAAUUCUAGACUUUAUUACAGGCAGCAAUUCUUACCAGACAGGCUGUUAGAAUGCAGGGAAGUGGCAUCUCUAUAUGGGUGAGGGCAGUCGGGUCUACAAGGUUUACCCACCUCCUUGCCAAAAUAGAAGGCAUCCCUGGUCUCCUUGCGAUUGGCCUGUUUGGUGUGGAAGACACAUGAGUAAUCACACCCACCCACGUGCUCUCCACUGUGCCUACACUUCCUUACUUAUAUAAUGUAUCACAUUCUUGUCUUGUGUUCAUUUGUGAGUAACAGAAUGUGUGCACACUUGCGCAGUGGGACUGCAAGCUCUGGCUUGACUUUUACUUCAACUUUUUUUUUUCCAAUUAAAAAUACACAAAUAAAAAAAACAAGUUGUAAAUUUUUUUUUUUAAAUAGUAAUAGUAAUAUUAAUGAAUUUUUUGUCUAAAAUCUCCUACUAUUGCUAACCUGAGAUGGCCACAGCAGAGGAAGGAUUGUGCCCUAAGAAUGUAUAGUAAAUGGGAAAAAUCUCUUUGAUAGAUAGGGAUUUCCUCUGGUUUAUAAACAGGCCAUAUAUGCCUCUAGUCUAAUUGCAUUAAAGUUCAUUUAUGAAAAUAUUUGUAUCGAUGAAUCUAAAACAAAUGUAUUAUAUAUAUACAAAAAUAUCCUAAAAAUGAAUGAACAUAUUACGAAAACUCACAGUAUGAGCCUUUUCAUUGACUUACUGUAUCUUUGUGUCGCUGGUAUGAUCUGGAAUAUUAUACAUGCACAGGAAUUGUUUUAGAAAGAUUUACUACUAAAUAUGUGGCAGAAAUAAAUCAAGUUACAAGAAGUCAAUAAAAAUGUACAAAAUACCAGAACCUUUAAUAUAUUUAACAAUAAAUACAACUGUAUGUUGAUAUUUGUAAAUAAAAAAAACCACGUUGUUUGA